UACUCUCUUCUCUCUCUCUCUCUUCCCCCUUUCAUUUCUUUCCCCCUUUGUUCUUUCUUCGUCUUCUUCUCAAUCAAAUAGAUCAAUUUUUUUUUUUUUUUUUUUACAAACCCCUCUCCCCUUUCUCUCUCAGCUUAGCUUUCCCCAUAGCCAUAGCCCCAAAUCUGGUUUUUCCUUCUUUGCUUCCUGUUUUUUCCCUUUGUUUUUCUUCACUUUUACGACCCCUUUUCACCGAUUACUGUUUUUCUUCCCCUUUCUCAAGUUUUUUUCUUUUUCUUCUUUCUGUAUUUGGGGUUUCUUGGUUGUGAAGAAGGAUGAGUGGUGGCGGGUCUACGGCUUCAAUCCCCAACUGUGUCAGGAAGACGAUCGAGAAUAUUAAGGAGAUCACGGGCAAUCACAGUGAUGAUGAGAUUUAUGCAAUGCUUAAAGAAUGUUCCAUGGAUCCCAAUGAAACUGCUCAGAAGCUUCUUCUUCAGGAUACUUUUCAUGAAGUGAAGAGCAAACGUGAGAGGAGAAAAGAGAAUGCAAACAAUCGAGAGUCUUCAGAGUCACGGUGGAAAACAGGCAUGCAGGGAAGGGGUGGUAGAGGUGGUCGUAUAAAUUCUUCUCCUCGUUAUAUUUCUCAUGAUACUGGGGGUGGUCGGAACCCUGGACCUGGAAGAGAGAAUGGAGUAAAUCAAGCAAUUGAGAAGAGUGGCUCUUUAUCCAUGCCAACUUCUCAAGAGACAAAAAAUAAAGAAAAAAUACCAGUAACAAGCUCUCCGUCUGUUGGAAAUGGUGCCACAAAUGUAGCUUCUGGAAAUGUUGCUGAAGUAACUUCAUCUUCGGCAGACAUGAGUGGUAAGGGGAGUGCAUUGCCUCCUAUAAAUGCAAACAAGAACCCAAACCGUGCGCUUGGUACACGGCCCUCAAGUGAGCAGCCCAUACCGAACUCUGACAACAGCAUAGUACCAAUCACACUGGCAUCUUCGUCAUCGGCAUUGAGCUCCUCAUCUUCAGAUCCAUCCAAUGAGGCACAGUUACCAGGUUCUGUGGAUGCAAUUAAAUGUGAUGGGGAAAGCUUAUUGCAUCCUAAUGAACCUAGCACAGCUAAUCUUGUGGAAAAUAAAUUAAUUCUUGAGACUUUGGAGAUUAGCGACUCUCUGGCUCAGGAAAACCAACCAAUUAAAUCUCCAAAAAUUGAGGAGAGUCUGCUCAAUGAGAUUUCGCCACCUUCUGUGUCGAUGCAGGGCAGCUCUACCGUUAGUUUACCAUCUAAUCAUAAUAAACGUCCACAACAAGUAAUUGGUUCUCAUAAAGCUAGUUCUAAUAAGGAAUGGAAACCAAAGACGACAAGUGCAGUUGUUAUCCAGCAAUCGAGAACUGUCAGUGCAGCUGCUGCUGCAUCCGAGGUUCCAGGUGUUACCAUUGAUGGCACUGAACAUUUAGAGCCUGGUUCGAGGGUCCUUGAUACAGAAGAAGCUACUUUAAAACUUCAGAAGAAAUUGGAAGAGUUGCAUGUAUCAAAAAGUCAGCUUGUUAUUCUUCCAAACCACAUCCAGGUUUCUGAAUCUGAACGAUCGAAGCUAAGCUUUGGAAGUUUUGGCAUUGGUUUUGGAGUUUCUGACAUUGUUCCAAGCAGUCAGGAGAGUGACCAGAAACAUACACCUGUUUCUGAAGCUUCAGUGGAUGCAGAUGAAAAUGUAGAGGAUGAUGCUUCAAGUUAUCCAAAUGUCCUGAGAAGUACUGAAGAAGUGGAUUCUCCUGAUCGUCCACAAUCUCCCAUUCGUGUGCCUGAGAAUUUAUCGCCCACUGGAGGUGAACUUCCAUCAAGCACAAUUCACGAGUACAAUGACUUAAAGCAGGAGACGGUAUUACCCUCCGGAGGUCACACAAACUCCAUUCCUCAAACUUCUUCAAGUUACAGUUUUGGUUUAAUCUCCCCUGUAGUUGGGAGUCAGAUUGCAGCAGUUGAAAACUCUGAUUCUCACGGCCGCGAUGCUUCUCGUCUUCCCAGUUUUGUCGUUCAACAACCUUUUGAUCCUUCAAGUUACUAUGCCCAGUUUUACCGAUCAGGUGAGAAUGAUGGUCGACUUUCCCCCUUUCUUUCUCCUGGAGUUGCUGCUAAGUACAAUGGCAAUGUUGCAUUGUUGUCUCCUUCAAGCUCUCAAUCUCCUCAAGAGGGUGUGGUUUUGACUACAGCAGGUCCAACAGCACUGUUAACUCAAGCAGCUGGGCUGAUGCAGAGCUCCAUAGCUGUGACUCAGCAGCCUGUCCCCGUCUUUCGACCUCCAACAGGCGUCCAUAUUUCUCAUUAUCCUCCCAACUACCUACCAUAUGGUCAUUAUUUCUCCCCCUUCUAUGUUCCACCUCCUCCCAUCCAUCAAUUUGUUGGCAAUAAUGCAUUUCCUCAGCAACCUCAAGGAGGCAAUAUCUAUCCAGCUCCGCCAGCAGCAACUGCUGCAGUUAAAUAUUCAAUUCCACAAUACAAGAUGGGAGCCAAUUCUGGUAACCCCUCUCACAUUGGUGUGCCGAGUGGUUAUGGCCCCUAUGGCUCUUCAGCAUCUGGUUAUAGCCCUAGCACUGCUGCACCAGCUGGAAAUACCACCGCUAACGAGGACCUUGGUGCAUCACAGUUCAAGGAAAAUAGUGUAUACAUCACUGGACCACAGGACCCCUCAACUUAAACAGCUGUAAUUUAUCACUUUUUUCAAUGUUCCCUGUCAUCAUCAUUAUCACACCCUACCCCAAAUUACUCUUAUUGAACAAAGGACGAGCUGUAACGAAAAUAGACUUCAAGUGGGCAAUGGAAUCUUUUUUUUUUUGAUUAAGAGACAAUUUAAUUGAUAAAUGAAAUAUGGAGAAAAACUCUGAACACCAAUAAAAAAUUCCGAUAAAGAACUGAUUUGGGGUCUAUCGUUGUCACAGCUCGUCUUAGGUUCAGUAGGGUAAAUACGGAGGUGUGAGUGAAUCAUCCAUUUGGUAAUGAGGAAAAAAAAAGGCUGCAGUAGUUACAAACGUCAUGGGUUAUUAUCUGAUGAAGAACUGGAGGAUAAGCCGCCUUGUUGUUUACACCAACCAUCACGUCAAAUUGAAAAACUGGAAUCUUUACUUGAUUGGUUUCUUUUACAAAAGUGGAAGAUGAAGUUUCAUAUCAGAAAUUAUAAUCGUGUUUGGUAGAAGGAUGAAAAUGAAAAAGGGAAAAGAAAGAAGUAAUGUACCACUGUUUGCAUGUCUUGCGUUAAAAAAUCUAUUAAAAAGUUGCUGAUAUACGAUGAUGAACUAUAUUCUCAAGUACUAACAGAGUCAUAAUAAACAAAGAAAAAAUAACAUCUUUAUAAAUUACAUAUAUUUGAAAAAAGUAACAUCUUUACAUAAUGAUGAUGAACUAUUUUCUCAAGUACUAACAGAGUCAUAAUGAACAAAGAAAAAAAUGACAUCUUUACACAUUCUUUGUAAUUGAAAAAAGUAUCAAAGAAACUGUUUGAAGAAUAUAGUUUAAGCAAUAAUUUGUUAAAAAGAAAUAUGAAAUAGCCCUUACUAGCAUUCUGUGUAAUAUCUUGAAGUUUGAUG
Messenger RNA from Benincasa hispida (wax gourd), 3552 nucleotides. The record is from RefSeq and is a predicted model, not a curated record. NCBI's taxonomy places the organism in Eukaryota, Viridiplantae, Streptophyta, Magnoliopsida, Cucurbitales, Cucurbitaceae.